AUGUCUCAACUCCGCUACUAUAUAAUCGACGUCUUCUCAUCCAUUGCCUACCAAGGGAAUCCCCUCGCAGUGGUAGACACCACAUCUACCACUCUCACCUCUACCCAGAUGAAACUACUAGCAAGGCAAUUCAAUCUAUCGGAAACAACAUUCGUUUGUCCUCCAACAGACCCUAAAGCUACCUGGCGCUUGCGAUCAUUUCUCCCCAAUGGAGUAGAGGUUUUCGGAGCUGGUCACAACUCGCUCGGCGCCUGGUGGUGGAUUGCACAUUCUGGGCUUUUGGGAGAAAUCGCACAUACAGGUCAGACCUACUUCCAACAACUAGGCGACAAUAUCCUAUCGGUGGAUGUAUCUCGAUCAAAGCUAGGAGAUCUGGUUGUCUCGAUGCGCCAGGGGGAACCACUGUUUUUGAAUCAACAUACUAACUAUGAUUCACUUGCUGCAUCUCUUGGGAUCAGUGCCGGCGAUAUUGGACUAAGAUACUUGGAUACUGCACUCGACCGGGCAAUGGUGGUUACCACUUCACCUGCCCGCCAUCUCUUGGUUCCGGUUCGAAGCCUUGAUGUCCUGGAAAGUAUCAGCUUUGCCGACAAAGAGGGUAUUUCCAAGGAGCUUGCUAGUACCGAAAGCCUUAACAGUGGAAUUUAUGUCUUCGCAUAUGCGGAAACUGAGUCCGAGACAAAGAAUCCGAGAUUUGAGGCCCGAUUUUUCAGUCCGGGGAUGUCAAUGGAAGACCCGGCUACGGGUUCGGCCGCCGGGCCUUUGGCUGCUUACUUGUGGGCGAACAAUGCCCUGACUUCUGUGGAUGAUGGAGGAGCUCGGAUUGAAGUUUUGCAGGGUAUACAGACUGGGAGGAGGUGCCUGAUGAAUUUGAGCAUUGAGCCCAAUAACAGAGAUCCCGUAAGCAUCACGAUUUCCGGAACUGGUGUGCUGGUGGCAAAUGGAAGUAUCAUGAUUCCUAGUUCUGGGCUUUCCUUUUCAGAGGGCCUUUGUUAA
This is a messenger RNA of Penicillium griseofulvum, 996 nucleotides long. Its product is annotated as PhzF family phenazine biosynthesis protein. The record is from RefSeq and is a predicted model, not a curated record. The transcript has a single exon. Bases 1 to 996 code for a protein of 331 amino acids. Gene Ontology annotation, biological process: biosynthetic process. Lineage: Eukaryota; Fungi; Ascomycota; Eurotiomycetes; Eurotiales; Aspergillaceae. Gene Ontology annotation, molecular function: isomerase activity. Gene Ontology annotation, cellular component: cytoplasm.